AUGAUUAAAUCUUUCAUAAACAAUGGAAUAAAAAUAUACUCACUGACGUCUGGGCGACUAACCCCAGAAGGUGGUAGGGGAAGUUUUGAGGGCAGAGGAAAAAAUAAAAAAAAGAAAGGGUCAGGGGGAAAUGGUAGUAACAAAAAUAAUGAAAAUAGUAUUGAGUUAUUACAUGAUUUGGAAUUUUCUAAAAAAAGUGAUGAAAUAAAAAUAAGUGAUGAUGGUAGGUACAUAUGUAUAAGUGGAAUGUACCCUCCUCAAGUUGGUUUAUAUGAUACGAAAGAAUUGUGCAUAAAACAUAGAAGACAUUUUGAUGAAGAAGUAGUAAAUUUUGAAUUUCUUACAAACAAUUAUGAGAAAUUAGUUUUUCUUUGUAAGAAUAGAUAUUUAGAAUUUCAUAAUGCAGCAGGGAAAUAUUAUAAAAUGCGUAUACCUAGAGAAGGAAGGAAUUUAAUGUAUAAUAAGAAUAAUUCCGAUUUGUAUAUCUGUACAUCAUAUGAAGAUAUAUAUAUAUUAAAUUUACAAAAGGGAUGUUAUCAAAAUUCGAUUAAAACAAAAAAUUAUUGUAAUAAUUUUAUUUGUAAAAAUAAACAAUUGCCUAUAUUUGCUACUGGUGGAUCAGAUGGUUUUUUAGAAAUAUGGGAUGAGAGAGUUAAAAAAUGCUUAAAUAUAUUAAAUGUACAAAAUAAAGAAGAUGAAGAGGAGGAUGAAUUAACUAGUUGUUGUUUUUCUAAUAACGGUUUAAAAGUAGCUGUUGGAACAGGAAAAGGGAUCGUUAAACUGUAUGAUAUUAGGCAUAGUAAACCACUAUUUGUCAAGGAUCACUGUACCGAUUUGGCCAUUAAAAAAAUUGAAUUUCUUAAAAUUAACAAUAAUAAAUAUUUGUAUAGUAACAAAUGGUGUGGUGCUAAUAUAAACAUUGACGAAGAUAUAACAUGUACCCAUAACGAGUAUGUCGCGUCAUGCGAUUCUAACUGUAUUAAAAUAUACUCAGAAAGGCAACAAAAUUUAUUAUCCUUUGAAAUUAUAAAUUUCGCUGAUGAGCACACUAGCGCCAGUGGUACCAGUAGUAAUAGUAUGAGGAGUGGGAAAAAAAUGAAGAUAUUAAAUAGCGACUCUAUAAAUAUAAACUCAUUCACAUUUUACGAUAGUUCAGGUUUAUGUUUUAUACCAUGUGACAACAAGAAGGUUUUUUUGUAUUUUAUUCCUUUUAUCGGUUUGGCACCGAAAUGGUGCAAUUACCUUGACAGUAUAACGGAGGAACUGGAGGAGAAAGAACGGUACGGCAAUUACAGUUAUGAUGGUACGAACGUUCUUAAUAAUGACAUUGGCAGUAGUACGAUAAACAGUAAUAGUAGUAUGCUGAACUACAAUAGUAACUGUUCGGGGGAAAUUUUCGAUGAUUACAUAUUUUUAACUAACGAACAAGUGGAGCAACUGCAAAUAACUCAUCUGAAGGGGACGAAAAAUUUAAUUCCAUAUUUACAUGGACAUUAUAUACCGAGUAAAGUAUACACUGAUAUUAAAAACGUGGUCAAGAUGGAUGACCAGGAGUAUGUUAAAAAAUCGUUAAUACAGAAAAAAUUAGAGUAUAAACAACAAAUGCGUAUUCCUGAUAAACAAACAUUCAUAAGUAGAGAUUACGUUGACAAGUUAUUAAAGAAGGUGAACAAAAAGAUUGAUAAGAAACAGAAAAUUUUAGUUGAUGCAGAGGAAUUGUUACAGGAUGAGAGAUUUAACAAGUUGUUCUACGAUCCCGAUUACAUGGUGGAAACGGUAAAUUUGGAUUAG
Messenger RNA from Plasmodium malariae, 1791 nucleotides. RefSeq names its product nucleolar protein 10, putative (gene NOL10). The record is from RefSeq and is a predicted model, not a curated record. The coding region runs from base 1 to 1791 and encodes 596 amino acids. Gene Ontology annotation, molecular function: protein binding. Gene Ontology annotation, biological process: maturation of SSU-rRNA from tricistronic rRNA transcript (SSU-rRNA, 5.8S rRNA, LSU-rRNA). Gene Ontology annotation, cellular component: 90S preribosome; nucleolus; small-subunit processome. The transcript has a single exon. Lineage: Eukaryota; Apicomplexa; Aconoidasida; Haemosporida; Plasmodiidae.